Molecule: messenger RNA, 2088 nt
Organism: Equus quagga
Lineage: Eukaryota; Metazoa; Chordata; Mammalia; Perissodactyla; Equidae
Gene: ARPP19
Product: cAMP regulated phosphoprotein 19
Exons: 3
Coding region: 16-510 (164 amino acids)
Cellular component (GO): cytoplasm
Molecular function (GO): protein phosphatase inhibitor activity
Source: RefSeq, a predicted model, not a curated record
CAUAACUGGAAAGUAAUGGCAAGCAAGACUUCAGAGCUGAGCUGUCUUGAUAUUUUUAUCCAGUGUGUGGGGUGUUACACAUGCAUCACAGCUAUAAUAGAACUAUCACAUGGAUCAUUUGAAAAACAAGAUAGAGAUGUUUUAAAAGCUUCUGUGCUAGAUUUCUUAAUCAGAUGCUGCGUUAUUGGGCAUUUGACAACUAAAGUCAGAAUCCAGGAAAUGGAAGAUAAGGUGACUAGUCCAGAGAAAGCUGAAGAAGCAAAAUUAAAAGCAAGGUAUCCUCAUCUGGGACAAAAGCCUGGAGGUUCAGAUUUCUUAAGGAAACGACUGCAGAAAGGGCAAAAAUAUUUCGAUUCUGGGGAUUACAACAUGGCUAAAGCAAAAAUGAAGAACAAGCAACUUCCCACUGCAGCUCCAGAUAAGACAGAGGUCACUGGCGACCACAUUCCCACUCCACAGGACCUUCCUCAACGGAAACCAUCCCUUGUUGCUAGCAAGCUGGCUGGCUGAUGAAAGAGCCGAACUGCAUGAAUCUUGUAAUUCCCAUUGUUUCUCCUUCAUAUGUUACUUCUCCGCUUUUUAUUUCCUUUCAUUCACUGAGUCAUUUGAGAGUGACAGCUUUGCAGGUAGCGGUAGUGUGUGCUGCUGUUGUAAGGGAAUAUACACGUGUAGAAGUUUUGAUUAGUUGAACAGUGCACUGAUGAAAACAUGUUAGAGCAACAUUAAGUAAUCUACUUGAAAAUAAUUGUGUAUAUUACCUAACUCCUAGUGUAGGACUGGUUCUAACAAGUAACAAGCAAAUUUUACACUUCUAAUGUUUUGGCUUUCCUUAGUUCAUCUUAAUUACAGCUUUGUAUGUUAUUCUUAUUUAAUAUAACCUCUCUUGUAUUGAUUUCUUCUGUAUUUUCCUUUUGGAUUUUGUAAAACAGAAGUUUAAGACCACAAGUUGGAAGAAAGGUCACAUUUUGAACACAAAUAGUUGGGGCUCCAAAUGAUUUGUGUUUCUGUGCUUGAACUUGAAUGGCCUUAAACCUGUUUCAGCUUUAACAAUAGAAUUUUACUUGGGCAAUAUUUGCCCAUUCUGGUGUAUCUUCUGUGACCCUAGUGCUUAACAGCUGCCGUUGAAGCUAGUAUUCUUAUUCAGUUCUAUAAUGUUAGAAUACCUUUUGUUGUUGAAGAUGUGAAUGAAGUGUGCAUGUGCAUCGACUGUUAAAUUCACUUUUGUGCCAUUUUUGUAAAUACAGUAGUUUUGCACAACCUCUCAUAAACGUCUGUAUUAAUUUCACAUGUUAAAAAGUAGAUGCUGUGCCAACCAGAAGCACAAGAGCUCCUCCACAAAACUCUGUGUGUCAUUAGAGCUUUUGUAUAGUAAGAGUAGUUUACCAUCUUGGGCUUAUAGAAUACCAAACAGAAAUCUUUGUUCAGUCUGCCAUAGACAAGCUUUUUCAUUUGUUACUAAUACCCAUGACAUUCAGUGGCCUUGUGCAAAUAUGAUAUGUUGCUUAGGCAUAUCUUUUGUCCUAUGCAGAACAUUUCGUUUUGACUUUUAUGAAAAUUGCAAUCCAUGUAAUUUAUAUAAACUUUUUUAAUGUAGAAACUUUUUACUUGAGUCAAAUUUUGGGGACACUAGAAUAAAAGGCUUCGAUAUUCUGCCUCCGGUGGCCCCUCCCUCCUUUUUUUCUUGCUUCUUUCACUCAAAUCCUGUUGGGCUGUGCUGUUCAGUCUAUUCAGAAGCAUAGGUGUCUGUAUCCUUACUCUUGAAAUUUGCUCUGCUGAAUGCUGUGUUUUAUAACGAUGUUUUCCUUAUAAUUUCUCAGCUGUUAACUACUCUUAAUCCUGUAUUAUUACUAAUAUUUGACAGUUGUUUAAAUAAAAGGAACUUUAUAAUUAAACAAAUACUUGAGAAGACUGGCCCAGGAACCUAUGUCAGGAUGAGCUGAAUUCUGGUAAAUAAUUUGAAUUAUAAUGAGCUAAGUGAAUUUGCCUGUGACAAUUAAUUUACAUAAUAGGUGGAACAUAGUCAUAUUAAAAUAUUUAGAUAUUUUGCUUCUGUAGAUGUCACUUUAAUAAAAUAUCAAUUUCAUUUUA